UAGCAAUCCCAUAAACCACUCGUUUCCAACUAGUCACUGCCCAGUUACGGAGUACCUUCAGCAUUCGAGGAGGAACACACUUUCAACCAUUAUCACACCACCUAAAAUGGCGAUGUAAACUACACUACGCAAAAGAUAAGAUAGUGUUCAUCAAUGGCGACCGGAUUAGCCGCAACAACAACGCUAAAUCUGAAGUCAUUUUCAGUAGUAGAAUGCAAAUCCGUCAUCACAAAAGUCGGAAAUCUCAAGAAAAAGCGAGCAUCACCUCCUGUAAUCGGAAAUUUUGAGCACUUGUUUGGCGUUGUGAAAAAGGAUUGGGAAUUCUUGAAGAAUGGUGUUAAUAAAAGUGUUGAAUGGGCAAACGAGCAUUUACAAGUUCCAAAAAUUGUUAAGAAAGUUGAUGAUACUGUUUGGCUUCGUAAUUUAGAAGACCCUAAUUCUCCUCCAUUUCACCCUCCUGUCUGGCCUCAACCUUCUUAUCCAGCACUCUCAGGGAUGGAUUUGUUAAUUGCUGAUAUCCAAGCCUUGGCUGUGUAUGGUAGUUACUUUUACUGCAUGUCAAAGAUUUGGGCAACUCCACUACCUGAGGUCUACGAUGCUGAAGUCGUCUCGGACUAUUUCAAUUGCAGGCCUCAUGUCACUGCCCUUAGACUUCUAGAGGUUUUUGCUGCAUUCUCUUCUGCUGUGAUACAAAUUCGUACUUCAAGGAUCAGAAGGUUCAUCAACUCUAGGACUAACGAGGAUAAUAUCGACAAUUUAUCACAAUAUGAUUUUGGGAAGGUUCUUAAAGAAACAAUGCUUAAUCUGGGUCCAACAUUUAUCAAAGUGGGACAGUCUCUCUCAACAAGGCCAGAUAUUAUUGGUUCUGAGAUCUCCAAGGCGCUAUCUGAGCUUCAUGAUCAAAUCCCUCCUUUCCCUAGAGCUAUUGCAAUGAAGAUCAUCGAGGAUGAAUUAGGUGCUCCUGUGGCAAGAAUUUUUAGUUAUAUAUCUGAUGAACCUGUUGGCGCAGCUUCUUUCGGUCAGGUUUACAGAGGAACAACAUUUGAAGGCUGUGAUGUUGCUAUUAAAGUUCAGAGACCAAAUUUACAUCAUCAAGUUGCCCGAGAUAUAUACAUCCUUCGCCUUGGGCUGGGCAUUUUGAAAAAGAUUGCCAAGAGGAAAAAUGAUAUCCGCUUGUAUGCUGAUGAACUUGGAAGAGGCUUAAUGGGAGAGUUAGACUACAGAUUGGAAGCUGCAAAUGCGUCCCGAUUCUUGGAGGCGCAUUCAUCCUUUCCAUUCAUUCGCGUUCCAAAAAUUUUUCCACAGCUCACAAGAAAAAAGGUACUGACCAUGGAGUGGGUGGCUGGCGAAAAUCCAAAUGAUUUACUGUUAGUCUGUAAGGGAUCUAUAGAUGAUAGCUCUGCAUAUUCUGAGAAACAGACAGUUAAAGCGAAGCAACACCUUCUUGAUUUGGUGAGCAAAGGUGUUGAAGCAUCACUUGUCCAACUGCUUGAAACAGGAUAUCUGCAUGCUGAUCCACACCCUGGGAAUUUACGUUACACAAAUACUGGACAGAUAGGGUUUCUUGAUUUUGGACUCAUGUGUCAAAUGGAAAGGAAACAUCAGCUGGCAAUGCUUGCUUCCAUAAUACAUAUUGUAAAUGGGGACUGGGCCUCUCUUGUUCAGGCUCUAUCCGAAAUGGAUGUCAUCAGUCCUGGAACAAAUACUCGUCUAGUGACAAUGGAAUUGGAAAAGGCCUUAGGAGAGGUAGAAUUUAAUGAUGGAAUACCCGAUGUCAAGUUUAGUAAGGUCCUUGGCAAAAUCUGGUCUGUGGCGUUCAAGUAUCAGUUUCGCAUGCCCCCAUACUUUACACUUUUGCUGCGUUCUCUUGCUUCACUAGAAGGUUUAGCAAUUGCUGCGAAUGAGGACUUCAAGACUUUUGAAGCCGCUUACCCUUACGUUGUGCGCAAAUUGCUAACUGAUAAUUCUGAUGCUUCGAGGAAAAUUCUUCAUUCAGUAAUUUUAAACAGCAGGCGCGAAUUUCAGUGGAAGAAACUUGUUCUUUUCUUGAGAGUAGGUUCAAGUUCAACCAGGAAAAUCUUACCCAAGGUUCCGGAGUCUGCUAAUGAUGGGUCAUGUAGCACUGAUAAUAUAUUUAAUGUCACAACUUUUGUCUUAAAGCUGCUUCCUUCUAAAGAUGGUGCUGUGCUCAGAAGGCUGUUGAUGACUGCUGACGGUACUUCAUUGAUUAAAGCAUUUCUAUCAGAGGAGGCUGCCACAGUUCGACAACAGUUUUGUAGGGAAGUUGCAGAUGUACUAUAUCAGUGGAUGGAAGGGGUUACUGGAAAGGAUCCAUGUCGUACUGCAUCAUCUAACUCAUAUGCAGCCAACUUCAACUAUCAGAUACUCUUAAAUGACCGUCGCCUCAAAGUGGUGUUCAAGAAAGUUCUUAAUGAUGCAAGGCGAGAUUGGUUUUUGAUGCUGCGUUUUUCCUGGACAUCCUUUGUCAUGUUUGUUAAUGCUUCAGCUGCAGCUUGCCAUCAGUCAAUAAUUUCUCUCUCAAAAGAAUAUAUAAGUCGAUUAUCAUUUUCUCCCAUUCAAGCUACUGUCAGCACCUAAAAAACGGGCAAUUGGCAAUUACCGAGCUAUUCCGGCUGUUGAUGCCAAGAUACGAGUUUGGUUGUCAGUAGAAGGGAAAAUCUUAGUUAAUAAUUCUUGCUUAAUCAAUCGAGUUUGAAAUCGUAGCUGUGUUCGUUUUGUCAGAUUACCUAAUGUAUGGUUAGCAUAUUCGAUGAGAAAACUAGUCAUUAUAUCUCUAGGGGUGAGCAGAAAAUUUGGGUACCCGGAACCGGUCAGGAACCGAUGGGUCGAAUGAGGAGCCAGUACUGCCGGUACAGGUUAUCCGGUUCUGGUUCUUGAGAAAAUGGACCCAGUACCCGAUACCGCCUACCCUGUUAUACCAGUCUAAAUCUGAAUAUCCAAUGCCAAUUUGAAAAGCACCUAUGGAAAUUCUCAACUUUAUUUAAGACCAGUCCAUUGUUCAUUGUUCA
Molecule: messenger RNA, 3029 nt
Organism: Spinacia oleracea (spinach)
Lineage: Eukaryota; Viridiplantae; Streptophyta; Magnoliopsida; Caryophyllales; Amaranthaceae
Exons: 16
Coding region: 154-2598 (814 amino acids)
Biological process (GO): protein phosphorylation
Molecular function (GO): ATP binding; protein kinase activity
Source: RefSeq, a predicted model, not a curated record